AUGCGUUUCACCGUUGCAAUUGCCGCUGCUCUCGCCGCCCUCAGCUCUGUUUCCGCCCAGAACGGCAUGCAAUGCGGUGUCAACCAUGCGCUCAUCCCUCUCGACUUACUCCAGACUAACUCUUGCAGCAUGACCGGCAUGGGCGGUGGUCCCAACUUCAUGCAGUGUGGCGGCGACGCCGGCGAUGGCUUCUUCGGUCUCGGCGCGAUUGUCUCUCUUGACCUUCUCCAGCAGAACAAGUGCUCCAUGAGCGGGCAACCAGGCCCCUUCGACAGCUUCGCUGCCAGCGGCGGUCUCUUCGGCAAGGAGGCCAACAACCAAAAGAAGGAUGACAAGAAGGCUUGAAGCGUCCCCUGGAGAGAUUAGCUACUUCUACAAACAAAGAGUCGGACGACGGUACGAUGUAGACAGUUGAAUUGAUUCUUAUUAAUAAUCCUGGCUCUUGUAGUUUUCCGGGCUCGUCUGCUCUGUGUUUCCUCUCUAGUGUUCAUCUUUAUCUCUACACCUCAGUGGCUCCUGUUACACAUUCCCUUUCAACUAGUGGUUCGUCAACUGUUGUGACGUUGUGAUAAUCAAUCCAAUGAUCCAACCUUUAUCUAAUCAAUUAUCCAAGUCACUCGUUAGUCACCAAGUCCCUUCCUUGGAACAUAUUUUAGUCUGAGUCCUCUGAGUCCGGAGCGCUUCUUUAUCCAAUCGAAAUGAGAAUUCCAACUUUCCAACCCAAAGCGAUUGGGUUGGACAUUCUUCACGCCACAAAGCAGAGCGUCG
Messenger RNA from Puccinia graminis f. sp. tritici CRL 75-36-700-3, 768 nucleotides. RefSeq lists its product as uncharacterized. The coding region runs from base 1 to 345 and encodes 114 amino acids. The record is from RefSeq and is a predicted model, not a curated record. The transcript is spliced from 3 exons. NCBI's taxonomy places the organism in Eukaryota, Fungi, Basidiomycota, Pucciniomycetes, Pucciniales, Pucciniaceae.